AUGUCUUCAAAAGAAACUAUUUAUGAUGCAUUCAAAAAACCGAAAAAUUUAAUAUCACCACCAAUAUCAGAAUGGGAAUUUGGCGUAGGAAAUAUUCCAGCACCAUAUCCUUAUUCAUUUAAGCCCGAAGAUUUAGGUAAUUUUCCAAAAAAGAAUAGUUAUGAAUCACAACAACAAGGAUCAUCUAAUAAAAUUGAUAAUGAUUUAAUAUCGGAACAGCGUGAGAUGUCCAAGAACAUAAUUAGAACUCCAAGUUCACCAGAAGAUUUUUCGUUAUUAGCUGAUACAACACCUUCCAGGAAUAAAAUCCUAUACAAUAAUAGUACAUUUGCAAGUUCACACCAAUCACAAAUCGAUUCAACUUUAAGAUCCAGAACAUCUUCAUCUUCGUACACAGGUCAUCAUCAUAUAAAUGAUAGACCAUACAGUAUUAGUGCAUUAAGAAGACCUUCUCAAAUUAUUCUUUCUAAAUAUGACGAGAAUGUUGAAAUAGGGUAA
Molecule: messenger RNA, 498 nt
Organism: Entrophospora candida
Lineage: Eukaryota; Fungi; Glomeromycota; Glomeromycetes; Entrophosporales; Entrophosporaceae
Source: the annotation of a GenBank genome assembly